Messenger RNA from Pelodiscus sinensis (Chinese soft-shelled turtle), 5267 nucleotides. The record is from RefSeq and is a predicted model, not a curated record. NCBI's taxonomy places the organism in Eukaryota, Metazoa, Chordata, Testudines, Trionychidae.
UGUUAUUUCUGUCUUAUCCUGUCAGGUGUAAGAAAUUGUCUGUCUCUUACUGGAAUUCCUAUUGGAUGCUGCCCUCUGAUGUUUGUGGAAUGAACUGCUUUUGGGAAGCUGCUUUUAGAUAUGAUUUUAUGAAAACUCAUCUUGCUGAGAAGAUGCAUCUAGCAGUGGUUGCCUGUGGUGAAAGGCUAGAGGAGACUGUUACUAUGUUGAAAUCAGCCAUUAUUUUCAGCAUCCAGCCUUUACAGUUUCAUAUUUUUGCAGAGGACAAACUGCACAACAGCUUCAAAGGCAUACUCAGUGGAUUGCCAUAUCAAGGAAAAUUUAAUUAUACCAUAUACCCAAUAACAUUUCCAACUGAGAGUGCAGCAGAAUGGAAGAAACUAUUCAAACCGUGUGCUUCGCAAAGGCUAUUCUUACCAUUAAUCCUCAAAGAUGUGGAUUCGUUGCUGUAUGUUGAUACUGACAUCCUGUUUUUGAGACCUGUUGAUGAUAUUUGGUCUUUUCUGAAAAAAUUUAAUUCCACACAAAUUGCUGCAAUGGCACCAGAACACGAGGAACCUCGUAUUGGAUGGUAUAAUCGCUUUGCUAGACACCCUUAUUAUGGAAUAACUGGAAUAAAUUCGGGAGUAAUGCUAAUGAAUAUGACACGUAUAAGAAGAAAAUAUUUCAAGAAUGAUAUGACAACUGCUCAGCUGCAGUGGGGAGAAAUUCUUAUGCCACUACUUAAAAAAUAUAAACUAAACAUAACAUGGGGUGAUCAAGAUCUAUUGAAUAUUAUGUUUUUUCAUAACCCAGAGAGUCUUUUUGUGUUUCCCUGCCAAUGGAAUUACCGACCUGACCACUGCAUUUAUGGAAGCAAUUGUAAGGAAGCUGAAGAAGAAGGAAUAUUUAUUCUUCAUGGAAACAGAGGAGUUUACCAUGACGAUAAACAACCAACUUUUAGGGCUAUAUAUGAAGCAAUAAAAAAAUAUUCCUUUGACGAUGACCUGGUUAAUUUCCUGUUACAGCCCCUAGAACUGGAACUGCAGAAGACAAUGCAUACGUACUGUGGAAGAAUAUACAAAGUGUUCAUAAAGCAGCUAACAAAAAGCAUAAAAGAUAUUUAUGAUAGAAGAUCAAAGGGAAGUUGAUUUACACUGCAAACUCACAAAACUAUUGAAGUCAAACAAAGACAGAAUAUAUAAAAUGUAUGAAGGAUGUUCAUGCAAGAAGUAUAAUAUUGCUUGCAUCAGCUUAUUUGUAGUAUGCCCAGGUAAAUGUUUACCAGUGUAGAUAAAAUGAAGAAACUAUUCAUAUUAUGAAGAAUAGAAACAUUUUCCUGCAAAGAUAUUUUUAAGAUUUUUUUAAUCACUGGUAAAUUUCAUUCCAGUACAAGUAAGUAUGGGAGCUACUGGCUAUUCCAGUUUUAUUCUGCAUAAUUCAGUUUUCCGUCAUACUGAGAUGAGAAAAACACAGAUGAAGAUAGAUCUGUUGGUAGAGUGUACCUCAUGCAUUAUCUAUGAUUCUGCUAAACUGUGAAUGUAGCAAUAAUUGAGUCAGCACUAACCUCACUUUAAAAGUGUGAGAACAAAGUUGUUUACAAGGGUAGAAGUUAAUUCUGUUUUCAAAGAAAUGUGAUGUAACCAUUGACAAUCUGUGCGUGCGCCUUUAUAUAUGUUCAUCUCCUACAUGUUAAAAAUAUUGUUUUGACAAUCGUUUCAGAUUUUAGAUGUAAACUGCACACUAUAAUCAAGAUUUUUAAAGUAAUUAAUAACUAGUGUAAGAUGAAUUUGUUUUCCCUGUCUAUAAUUGUUAUUUCGUUGAUACAAACCUCAUAACAAAUUGUGUCCAGCCAUCUUGCCAAAAUAUUCCAGCUGAAUUUAUUACAAAGAUUCAAUAUGAGCUUUUUUCUUUUUAUCACUUGCAAUGAGACUUUUUUUUAAAUUUCAUUGAGCUUUCUGGAAGCAGAAAUAUAUAAUGGAAAGUUGCCUCUUAUAUUUAAUUACUAAGAACGAUUGUGUGAUUUGGUAACGAACUGUGAGUGGGGCUCUUAAUGGUUCACCAAAAUACAUAUAGGACAUGUUUCCUAUGAAAACUAUUAAUCAUGAGGAAAUAUUAUACACAAUAGCUAAACCCCUUCACUUCUAUAAGUUUUGUGUAUGUAUUUAAGUGGUUCCAUUGACUCCAAUGGAGCUAUGCUGGUUUACAGAAGUAUUAUGCCCCUGUGUGUUUUUGUUUAUAGGAAGCACGUUCCAUUGUUUUCAGGAUAUACAUUAUUUCCUUUUGAAAAACGAAACAAAAUAAGAAAAAAUCCAUUUGCUACAAUAUUUUAUUACUAUUAUAUGUGAAUGGUGCGUAAUGCUGUUUUAAGUAAUACAUGACAUGAGUUUAGAUAACAGUUCUAAUUGAAAUGAAGUAAUUAUAUGGUUGCUUUUUCUGGGAAUUGCUUUAUAAUCUGAGUCUAAAAGAUCUCUUUGCUGUCUAGUCCUCCUUGCUUUCCAGGAGGCCCCAUAUAAUGCCAUCUUUCUGUUGAAGGAUGACUGGCUCUCAUAUCUUUCAGAUUCAGCUGGAUUGAAGGAGUCGCUGAGCAAUACAAAAGCAUACUCUCUAUUGACAGCACUGCUUCUGUAGCACUCCCAGCCCCUGCUGGUCCAGGGACCAAGAGAUUGAAUGGGAAUUAGAAGCCAAAAUCUCUUGCAUGAUGUGCAGUGCACAACCAAUAGUCUUAUUAGACAAAUCUGGAGCUGUUAUUAAUUAAGGGUUUUGAUUAUAGUUAUAUUAAAUAUAUUUAGAUGCCAGAAGCUAAACUGCUGACUUCACACACAGAACAUCUUUUAUGCAUACCCGUUUUGCAUAUGAAAUAAAAAGUAUGUGAGCCAGACAAAUCAUGUUGAUUCUGCUUUACCAUCUAUUGCAGUUUUUCUUAAACUGUGUUCCGUGGCACACCAGUGUGCUAUGUGGCAGUUGGAGGUGUGCCGCAGAGAACAACAGAGUUCAAAAUGGCAACCUUUUUUUUUUUUUUCCUCUCAAUAACUUUUCCCCUGAUCCUUUUUUUUCCCCCCUCAAAAAAUCCUUGGUGUUCCUCAUUUAAAAAAAAAUGUAUUGUUUGGCGUUCCUCAGUCUUACAAUAGAUCAGUGUUUCUUAAACUUUUUAAGUCACCAAAUGGUCACUAGAGCAUAUAUUCUUAUUUUUAGAAUAUUGUAGAAAUCAGAUUUUUUUUACAUAUUUACUUGUAUUUUGCAUGCUAAAACACCAUAGAAAAUUCACUUCACUAUUGAAACUAGUUCAUAUACAUGGUUUGCAUUCUAAUGAAGUGAAAGAUAUUUUUAAAAACUAUUUAAAAAAAUAUUCCUUAAAAACUGUUUCCAGAUUUAAAUCUAUGACAGUGAAUGAAAUUGUAAAGUUGAGUGACCUGCAGCAUGCAGUGUAUUAUUUUUUUACAUAAAUUUUGUUUUGUAUCUGUUUCUGUCUUCAGUUUUUUACUUCUAUUAAUAGUACUGUGUGAUUAUGUUUACAGACACUUUCAUUAAUAAUAUUCUGCUUUUACAUAUUCAUAACUUAUGGAGAUACUCACCCUUGGGACUGAUGUUUUCGUGCUUGAUCUUUACACAAAUGUUGGAUGUUUGUUUUUUGAAAGUUUGGGUGAAUCCUUUGAGCCAUUUUUGAACAAAAUGUUGAAGAAAAACUGCAGUAACUUUAUCAUAUAAAAAAAUUCCACUUGUAUUUUCUGAACAGAAUGGAAACAAAAAUGUCUGAAUUUGAAAAUUAAAGCUUGUCAUAGAAUAUACACUGUAAAGUUGGUUGUAUUCUCAUUAAAAGGAUUUUGAUUUAACAUUUUUGAAAAAUGCAUUCUGUGUAAUAGAUUUUAACAGUGCAAAAACUUAAGACAACCUAAGUGAACCUCUGGGUUUUGUGGAAAAUGUAAACUUUUCAAAAAUGGUUUAAAGGAACAUGUGCUGCUAGUGACCCCUCCUACUGACUAAUUAGCCUCCCAGCAUAUUUUUUGUCUCCUAGAUUGUUGGAAUUUUUUACAGUUUCUAGUCCUCUAGGAUCUGCAAAUUAUAAAAUGUUCUACUCGUAAAAACAAACUGUAACUUACAAAAUGUAUUUCCUGGAGACAAUUAGAAGAAUGAAGGGCUGUUCAUGUGAGGGGAGAAUCUUACGCUUCCUUAAGAAUUUCUCAAACUGCACGUGGGCAAGGUUAUAUCCAUAGAGUUGUAGAAAUAUGUAUUUAGCCUGAAACUUGGCUGACGUGUGCUUUCUAAUUUUAGAAAUGUCUUGUUUACUACAGCCAUUGACCGGUGCCAUUUGUCAUGAUGCAGCAUUAGCAGGCCAUCUGAGGUGCCUCAAACUCUCCAUUUGGCCUCCCGCUCCUUCUGAUGGCCCUGGAUGUGUGUGAUAAUCCACUUGUAUGAUGAUUUCUGGGAGACAUUCACCUGCCCCAAAACUGCACUUGAAACCACUCACCAAUCUGAUGCCCUCCAAGAUCCUUUCUAGACCUUAAGCAGCCAUAACCCUUGAUUUCACAGUCGAGCUCCCCAUGUCUUUCUGGCAUAUUGUAGUCUUUAUUGUGGCCGAUCAGUUGACAAAAAUGGUUAAUUUGCUGUCAUUGCGCACCUGCUCUCUGGAAAGAAAUGUCUCAGCUUCCUGGAGACUCAAGUCACAGAAUGUGUCACAGCUCAUCAGCAUCUGCAAUUUUCCAUGGUUUUGGCAUGAUACUCUAUAAUUGCUCAGGGUCCACACUUGCACAUUCAUACUUCUCACCCACCUUCUGAUGGUUAGUCUGAAUAAGUGAAUCAAAUAUUAAAACAAUACAUAUAUGCUGCUUCCUGUUUUUCUACCAGGACAAAUUGUUAAGCCUCCUAUUCCCAAGCAAAGUUUGCUAACCAUAAUGCUAUGUCUCUACCACGCAGAAUCAGUUUUAUGCAAAUUGUGGCUUCCCCCCAUUUCCCUCUGACUGUACCUGUCAAGUCCAUCAACUGUGCAGCCACUGACUGUGUGGCAAAUUCAUGAGGUCCAAGAAGAACUCCAGGCCUAUCUGGAUAUAGACAAGGCCAAGGAAAACUACAAGUGAUACUGACUGCUGGCAUCAAGAAGGCCUGGCAUUUAUCAUCAAGCAAAAAAUGUGUCUUUCUGCCCCAAACUUAAACACCAGCCAACCAGGUCAUAAAGUGGCCAUCAAUAUUCUGGUCCAUAUUCUGUCAAUCAGAUAAUUCAACCCAUGGCUAGAACAUAAGAAUGGCCAUAUUGGGUCAGACCAAAGGUCCAUCUAGCUCAGUAGCCUGUA